Lagopus muta (rock ptarmigan) is the source of this 3309-nucleotide messenger RNA. RefSeq names its product heterogeneous nuclear ribonucleoprotein A0 (gene HNRNPA0). Bases 1027 to 2790 code for a protein of 587 amino acids. The transcript has a single exon. The record is from RefSeq and is a predicted model, not a curated record. NCBI's taxonomy places the organism in Eukaryota, Metazoa, Chordata, Aves, Galliformes, Phasianidae. Gene Ontology annotation, molecular function: RNA binding.
UGCAGAACCAGAGGAGGCACUUCCAUCUGUAAGAGAUGGAUCUGUUUAUGUUUAAAGGGUUUUCCUAUUUUGUUUUCAUGUCAUCAGUCGAUCAGACAGAAGUGCAAAAGAGAAAGUGUCUGGGUUAUGCCUGAAUUGAGCCAGCUGUUGAUUUUGCCUGCUGAUUUGUUCACAUUUUAAGGCUCUCAUCUCCUCCUGCUGAAAGAAGCAGUGACUUCCCUCUGUGAUCUCUUCCUUGGCCUGCUUGUCUGUCUUGUUUUCGGGGAGCAAAGUGAGCCAUAACAAAGGCUUGUUUUCCUCGUUAUCCACUGUGGCCAUAAUUAGCUCUCUGUAAUUUUUCUUCCCUUUCACUGCUAAUUAUUAACGGUCUAUAAAGUUCUCAUGGGUGAUUUUCUACUUAGGGUUUCGCUUGGGAAGGGCUAUGUAGUUUUUACAAUAAGUGAUAGGAGAGGAUGGUAGCCAUGUGCUUGGAUGGUGCGGGGGAUGAAACGGCACCACCGGCUUUGGGAAGCCAAGAACUGGGAUAUAAAGCAGGCACCAUAUGAGGAACUUCAAGAGGAGGCUUUUGCAAGUUGAACUGUUUAUUUUGAGGUUCCGAUCCUUAGCGUUUGACACACUGCAGCGGUCAGAAAUAUUCUUAAGUUGCUGUGGUAUUUAGUGGAGGGAAUUGCACAGAGAACAACGCCCUAGAGAAUGAUCUUGGAAAAAGCUUAUGGAAUUCUCAUCAGAGAUGAGGAUAGAUAGAUCUGCUCCUCAGGACAUAGGGCUGAAAAAGCUGAGGAAUAGAAAACAGGGAUUGGAGUAACAGUGGUACACAGGGUUUGCAUGCCACUGAGCAGCUCCUAACACCUUUCUAAGCAAAGAUGUAGGAGCGAGGAGGCACUGAUAGGGCUGGAGAGAGGGAGUGAGGAUGGAAACAAGAGGAGAAAGGAAGAAGCUGCCUUAGAGAUGGAGCGGCUGCGAGCACGCUGUUAAGAACGGGCACAAACAAGGGGAGACAGCCAGGGAGCGACUCGAGGCGCGCGGAUGGGAGCCAGACGCCACAAGCUGCUCCCUCGGUGCCCGCUCAGUCUGCAGCCCGUCGGAGCGCUGAGGCGGGGGCGCCCCGCAGCCUCCCAACGGUCACGGCGUUUCAAACGCUCCCGCGCGAGCCGACCCCUCCGCCCCCUGCUCCCGCCCGCGGGGGGCGGGGCCGCCGGGGAGAAAGCGCGCGCCGGGCGAGAGGAGCCCAUUGGCUCCCGUCCGCGGGGUUGGCGCAGCGCGGGCCGGCCCCUCCUCCUCCCCGCUCUCAGCGCGCGAAGAGGAUGCUCGGCACCGGAGGCCGUCACCGAGCCGCUCCGUUGGCUGCCGGCUGCGUCCGUCACAGCCGAGCCCCGGUCUCUUCGCCGCCGCGCGGCGGAGGUCGCUCUUUCUGAUUGGUCGCCGCGCCCGUCGAUCGCGCCCGAGUCUCCGCCCCCGCAGAUCAGUCGCGGGCGGUUCCAACCGCGCGUUCCUAUUGGCCGCGCGGGCGCGGGGGGCGUGCGCGGGGGGCGGGGCUCCCGGCGCCCCCUUUGUGUGGGCACCAGUAGCCGGCCGAGCUCCCGAGCAGCAGCGGCCGCCAUUUUGUGCGCGUCCGUGUUUUCCCCCACCCCCGCUCCCCUCUCCGCGGCGGCCGGGACGCCCCGCGCCUCGUGCCGGGCAGGCCAGGCGAAGCCAAGGCCUCGGGCUGGGCCUCGGGAGCCACCGGGGGCCGUGAAGCCGCGCCGCUCGCAGCGAGAGAGGAGGGAAAGAAGCGGCAGAACGGAAAAGGGGGGGAACGAGGCUUCGGCGCUGCCCCCCGACGGGAGGAGGAGUCUCGGCGCCAGGCCCGGGCGCGGCACCGGCAUGGAGAACUCGCAGCUCUGCAAGCUGUUCAUCGGCGGCCUCAAUGUGCAGACUACGGAGGCCGGGCUGCGGGAGCACUUCGCGGCCUACGGCACGCUGACCGACUGCGUGGUGGUGCUCAACCCGCAGACCAAGCGCUCCCGCUGCUUCGGCUUCGUCACGUACUCGGCGGUGGAGGAGGCGGACGCCGCCAUGGCCGCCUCUCCUCACGCCGUGGACGGGAACUCAGUGGAGCUGAAGCGCGCCGUGUCCCGCGAGGACUCGGCCAAACCCGGCGCCCACGCGAAGGUGAAGAAGCUGUUCGUGGGCGGCCUGAAAGGGGACGUGGGCGAAGGGGACCUGGUGCAGCACUUCAGCCAGUUCGGCCCGGUAGAGAAGGCCGAGAUCAUCGCCGACAAGCAGAGCGGCAAGAAGCGCGGCUUCGGCUUCGUCUACUUCCAGAACCACGACGCGGCCGACAAAGCGGCCGUGGUGAAGUUCCACCCGAUCCAGGGCCACCGCGUGGAGGUGAAAAAGGCCGUGCCCAAGGAGGACAUCCAGGCGGGCGGCGGCGGCGGCUCCGCGCGGCCCUCGCGGGGCGGCCGGGGAGGAGGACGGGGUCGGGGCGGCGGCGGCUCCGGUAACCGGGACCACAACGGGCUGUCCAAGGGCGGCGGCGGCUACAACAGCUACGGCGGCUACGGCGGAGGGGGCGGCGGCGGCUACGGCGGCUACGGCGGCGGCUCGUACGGCGGCGGCGGGGGAGGCGGCGACUACGGCAACGGGUACGGCGGGUUCGGCAGCUACAGCCAGCACCAGUCCUCGUACGGCCCCAUGAAGAGCGGCGGAGGAGGGGGCGGAGGGGGUGGCGGCUGGGGGGGCCGCAGUAACAGUGGACCGUACAGAGGAGGCUACGGCGGGGGAGGGUACGGGGGCGGCUCGUUCUGAGCCGGAACGCCCGAACCCCUUGGGCCGGGGCGGCUUCUCGACGGUUUCUUCCUCGCCCGCCGGAGGGCGGCUCCUUUUAAAUGCCUCCCCGCUGGGGGAGCAGCUCCUAAAUGCCCCCUGGGGGCCGCCUCUGCCGCCCGUGCCGCUUCUUUCUCUCUGAAGACGGACCGGGCCCCACACACACACAUACUUUGUGUUACAGUCAUUGAUGGACUCUAUUUUUUUAUUAUUACUUGGACCUCGGUCGUUUUUAUACUAGCAACGAAAAAUGUCUUGUUUUAAUUUGCUUUUUUUGGGGGGUACGGGGUGGGAAGCGUCUUGCCGAUCUGGAGUAACAACCGGGGAGGGCUGUGGGGAAUUCCUUUGUUGUAAGGACUCGAUACCUGGCUACUACGUUUUUUUCUACAAAGCCUACUCGGAUCCCAUGACUGAAGUUAACGUUUCUGUAAAGGAGGAAAAAAAAAAAAGUCGUUUUUACGUUUUUUUUUUAUUUUUUAAAUAAAUCAUUGUGUUCAUUGA